Molecule: messenger RNA, 2210 nt
Organism: Yamadazyma tenuis ATCC 10573
Lineage: Eukaryota; Fungi; Ascomycota; Pichiomycetes; Serinales; Debaryomycetaceae
Biological process (GO): inositol catabolic process
Cellular component (GO): cytoplasm
Molecular function (GO): iron ion binding; inositol oxygenase activity
Source: RefSeq, a predicted model, not a curated record
ACUAUCAUCAUGACGGACUUGAAGGUAACUAAACCUUCUAGUAAAAAUGGGAGGUUGCUCGAUAAGAUAGAUGAUAACGUGCUACUAGUUAAUCAACUUAAGGCAGAGCUCAAGCUGAAGUUGCAAGAGAAACAAGGCAUACCUUCAGAAACCUGUGAUACUGAAAACGAACCAGAAGAUGACUGGAAGCAAGAUACGGAACAAUACAAAGAUAUAGACCCCAAGUCAUUCCGACAGUACGAGCUUGCAUGCGACAGAGUCAAGGAGUUCUAUGAAGAACAACACGAGAAGCAGACUGUUGCCUAUAAUAUCCAAGCUCGUAUUAAUUUCAAAACAAGAGUGAGAGCUAAGAUGACCAUAUGGGAAGGUCUAGAAAAGUUGAAUAAACUAUUAGAUGAGAGUGACCCAGAUACCGAACUCUCGCAGAUAGAUCAUGCUUUACAAACGGCGGAAGCUAUAAGGCGAGAUGGUAAACCAAGGUGGUUUCAACUCGUGGGGUUAAUUCAUGAUUUGGGCAAAUUGCUUUAUUUUUUCGAUUCAAAAGGUCAGUGGGAUGUGGUGGGCGAUACAUUUCCUGUGGGAUGUAAGUACCUGAAGAAAAUCAUAUAUCCUGACAGUUUCCGUAAAAAUCCCGAUAUGAAUAACCCGUUAUAUAACAACAAAUUUGGGAUAUAUCUGAAGGGCUGUGGGUUAGAUAAGGUAAUGCUUAGUUGGGGACACGACGAGUACAUGUACCAUAUUGCCAAGUUGAACUCAAAACUUCCUAAAGAAGGUCUUGCAAUGAUACGGUAUCAUUCAUUCUAUCCAUGGCACCAAGAAAAUGCUUAUAAGUAUUUGAUGGACGAUCAUGAUAAAGAAAUGCUUGAAGCCGUGAGAGCAUUCAAUAAGUAUGAUCUUUAUUCAAAGAUAGAUGACGCUUUCGACGUGGAGCAAUUAAAGCCAUACUACAUCGAGUUGAUUGAUGAAUUUUUCCCUACAAAAGUGAUCGACUUUUAGCUUAUUUAUUUAUUUCUAGUAAUACUUCAUCUAUAUAUAGUGUACAUUAGUGAACAUAGAGGAAACUCUUGAUUAUUUUAAUGUCCUCUACUUAAAUAAGUACGCAGCACCAAAGUACUGUUCAAUACCAUAUUGGCCUGGUUGUUUCCAAAAAUCGUUGUAAGUAGUCAAAAUAGUGAUAUCACCAGUCUUCGCCAAGAUACUCUUAAGAGCAAUCUCCUGGUUACUUUUGCUUGGAACAUUCAAACCGUUGGUAUCACCUUGAGAUGGAUAACCGGUUUCGGUAAUUUUGACACUCAACUUAGGACAAGAAGAUUCAACCAACAGCAAUUGAUUGGCCACAAAUUCACCAGCUUGAGAAGCAUCAAUGUCAGCAUUGAAGUAUGAGUGAGGAUUGAUAGAAACAAAGUCAAUUGGCGAGUCAGAAUCACACAAUUGGGAGUUUGAAGUGUAACUGACUGGGGGUUCAGCAGUAGUGACUUUUCCAGAGUAACCAGCAUUUUGCAAUUGUUUUUUAACAGAAGAGACCUUCGAUAAUAAUUCAGAAACGGUACAGUAUCCAGAUACAAUAGCUUCAUUGGCAAUGGUAAUGAAGUCAAAAACGUCGUCACCGUUAGCAGAAAUGUAAUCAACUAAGGCACUGACGGGGCCAUCAAGAGAAUCAGGACCGGUAUCGUCCAUCCACAAACCUUGGUUGACCUUGAUACCUAACUCUAAAGAAACUGACAAAACCGACUUCAAGGAUUCACAGUCAGUUCCAUAUGUUCUGAUGUGUUGGAUACCUUUACCUGAAAUGUACUUUAAGUCGGAUUCCACAGUGGAAGAAGUUUUACAGCUUCCAUCAUCAGCGUAUGGGGAGUAGACAAUACCCCAUGGAGCAUCCAAAGUUCCGGACGAGGUAGCAGUAGACUCGGAGGUUGUUGAGGUGGUUGAAGUAGAGGAAGUGGUAGUUGGGGUAUUUUGUUGGGUGGUUUCUUGAGUAGUAGCAGGAGUGGUUUGCUGAGUAGUUUGCUGAGUGGUAGUAGGCGUCGUGGAGGUGGUAGUUGGAGUAGUUUGUUGAGUGGUAGUUGGGGUAGUUUGUUGAGUAGUAGCAGGAGUAGUGGAUGUAGUAGUUUCAGGUUCAGCAGUAGUAGUUGGUUCAACAGCCUUAACUUCUGGGCUGCUGUACACACUGGUAUAAGUAGUUGGAACUCCAGCAGGAGAAUCAGUUUGGG